Messenger RNA from Syngnathoides biaculeatus (alligator pipefish), 738 nucleotides. It is a transcript of the gene apodb, whose product is annotated as apolipoprotein Db. Gene Ontology annotation, molecular function: lipid binding. The record is from RefSeq and is a predicted model, not a curated record. The coding region runs from base 151 to 732 and encodes 193 amino acids. NCBI's taxonomy places the organism in Eukaryota, Metazoa, Chordata, Actinopteri, Syngnathiformes, Syngnathidae. The transcript is spliced from 5 exons. Gene Ontology annotation, biological process: lipid transport; brain development; tissue regeneration.
GAGGACGUCCCCCCCCCCUAUCCCCAGGCGAUCCUGAAGUCAACAAAGUAGCAGAGGAGAGACCUGAGGUCAGAGGAUCUGGAUUUUGGGGAUCAAGUUUCCGACACUCGCUUCUCCCGCAAAGUCGGGAGCAACCGCCGUCGAAGCGGAAUGUACGGAUCCAUCGAUCUGGGUGUGUCUGCGCGGAGCGUGCUGGCGUUGUGCGUGGUCCUGGCGUCGACCUCGGCGCAGACGUACCGCUGGGGGGCCUGCCCCACCCCCAAGGUGCAGCCCAACUUCAACCUCCAGCAGUACUUGGGCAAGUGGUACGAGAUCGCCAAGCUGCCCGCCAGCUUCGAGAGGGGCAAGUGCAUCGAGGCCAACUACGCCAUCAGACCAGACGGAACCAUCCGGGUGUUGAACUCGCAGUUCUAUAAAGACAAAGUGAGGACGGCGGAAGGGACGGCGGUGGUGCAGGACCUGAGAGAACCGGCCCGUAUCGGAGUCAGCUUCUCUUACUUCACCCCCUACAGUCCGUACUGGAUCCUGAGCACGGACUACAGCAGCGUGGCCGUGGUCUACUCGUGCACCGACAUCCUGCGCAUAUUCCACGUGGAGUUCGCUUGGAUCCUGGGCCGCUCGCGUUUCCUGCCGGACGAGACGCUGCGCUACGCUCAGGACUUGCUGCUGCGCGAGGGCGUGGACCUCUUUCGCAUGACCGCCACCGACCAGACGGGCUGCGGCGACAACUAGCGAGAC